This is a messenger RNA of Gadus macrocephalus (Pacific cod), 2677 nucleotides long. RefSeq names its product adenylate kinase 3 (gene ak3). Gene Ontology annotation, molecular function: ATP binding; AMP kinase activity. Gene Ontology annotation, cellular component: mitochondrion; cytoplasm. Gene Ontology annotation, biological process: nucleobase-containing compound metabolic process. The record is from RefSeq and is a predicted model, not a curated record. Bases 236 to 886 code for a protein of 216 amino acids. The transcript is spliced from 5 exons. NCBI's taxonomy places the organism in Eukaryota, Metazoa, Chordata, Actinopteri, Gadiformes, Gadidae.
UCUCUCUUCCUGUUUCAUUCUGGAGUGGAGGAACAUAUUCAAGGUCCAGUAACUGCUAAGACUCGCCCCCUUUGGACUAUUGCGCAGAUGUUUGGAGAUAACUUGCGUGUGGUGUGCACGGUGCAGGCAUAGGCACCCAGGAGUGCUACGUUGGUUGAUCAAGGUGCGCCCGUUUUUUAAGGGGAUGGAGACUUAGUUGCAUUUACCCGAAUAAGUUUGAAGGAAUUGCCUCAAAAUGGUUCUUCAGCGCAUAUUCCGUGCUGUCGUGAUGGGACCUCCGGGUUCAGGGAAAGGAACGGUGUCUUCGCGUAUCACCAAAACUUUCGGACUGAAGCAUCUCUCGAGCGGAGAUCUGCUCAGAGCAAACAUCGAAUCCAAGACUGAGCUGGGUCUGCUGAUGAAGUCGUGCAUCGACCACGGCCAGUUGGUACCUGAUGAUGUCAUCUCCCGCCUCAUCCUGAGCGACCUGCGGAAAAUGGGGAACAGCAGCUGGCUCUUAGAUGGUUUUCCCCGGACCGUGUCCCAGGCGGAGGCCCUGGACGGGGUCUACAGUGUGGACACGGUCAUCAACCUGGACGUUCCCUUCCAGACAAUCAAGGAGAGGCUCACCUCCCGCUGGACCCACCUGCCCAGCGGAAGGGUCUACAACACAGACUUCAACCCGCCCAAAGUGGCUGGUGUGGAUGAUGUGACCGGGGAACCACUGGUCCAGAGGGACGACGACACCCCGGAGACCGUCACCAGGAGACUCAAGGCCUACCAGACCCAGACCGAGCCAGUCCUAGAGUACUUCAGGAGUAAAGGGAUACUGGAGGUCUUCUCCGGCACAGAAACCGACAAGAUCUGGCCCCAUGUGCAGACCUUCCUGACGAGAAAACUCUCCUAAAACGGAGGACGCUAGACUGGUCUGUAUGUACGCUCCAGAGAUCGGGCGUCACAAUGACCUUUCAAUUUAGUGCCAUGCUUAUUGCAGCAACACUCCAGUAGAUUGUAUUUAAUAAUGUCUUAAAGAUGAGUAACAAGGGAUCCAUCAAUAACGAUGGCUCGCGUUUCCUAUAGGCCCAACUGCUCCUUUUGUAUUUAUAAAGGUGGUGGCUUUUAGAUGGUACACUUUGCAUAAUUAGAUGUCCUUGUUCCAUGGUUUUGCCUUUCUGAACCUGAAUAAUGACUCAUGUAACACAACUUUCAAAAAAGGGAAUCGUCCAAUCAAAGCUUCUGUAAUUAGUUUUGAUUAAUUUGAGUUUAUUUGAUUUUACUUUGUCUAUCCACAUCUAAAAUAGAUGUAAACCACUAACUGGUGGCAAGCCAUAUGCUUUCCUGAUUCUGUCUUGAAUAGAUGCACCUCAUGUGCUUUCUUCUUAAAAUGUUGAAUGAAAAAGCAAUACUCAAUGCUUAACUUCCUGUGAAAAAAGUAAUCUUGAUUGUUUGGUGAAAUUAUGAAUAUAUAUAAUUAUAUAAAAACAUGACUAUCUGGCUCAUGUACCCAAUGCACAGUGACAGGAGUACGAUAUGAAGUGCCUCUGAGAGUUAUUUGAUAAUUUUGUAGGUCUAGACACAGAAAUGAUGAGUGCAAGAGAUGUGACCAAAUAAUGAAGACGUCUCAUUCAUUGAUUUGUGGUAUAUUAUUUUUUCUAAGUCUUAACCUGUUAUCAGGAACCAAUGUAUCGACGUAGUGUUUAACUUAAAUCCCAAUGGCACUCCUUCUGUUCAUUUUACCCUUACCCUAUCUAACACUCCUAACAGCCCUUGAUCAGAGGAGUAGUGAAACCAGCUGUAGCCGACAAAAAGCCCUUUCACACAUGCACUGUAGGCCCGACAUUCUCCAGUUUAUACCCGGGGGUUUGUUGGGAUGCUGGUUUAACGUCAUGACAAGCACCUGUUUUAUUGUCAUUACAUUUGUGUUACUGGCCUAUAGUUUGUAUUUUGCGUAUCUUACGUCAAUGUAAUAUGUUUUCCAAGUCAAAAGAUUUUUGGCUUGGUAAUUGAACUAAAUACUAAGGGAACAUUUGCCUUUAGUAGACUUAAAGGUUGGGUAUGGAAUUCUCUUUUUGAAAAAUUACUGGAAAUCCUUAUCAUAACCCACUUACAGCCACUGAGUUAGAGGAACUGACAUGAAAAUUAAACAAGUCAAUCAUCUGUGGAACGGGCAGGGCUCGAAAACUCCAGCCAAUGAUUUCCAGAACUACCGAGUGGCAUUGGACAGUAAGUACGUCAAUCAAACGUAGUUUGAUUGUAGUUGUAGUGCACUCCCCCUCCCCCGCGUGACCCCUUCGUGCACGUACUCAAAGCUCGUGACCCAGAGCAAGCUUCUGUUUUUUGUUAUCCUGAGGUAGCUACUGGAGCUAGCUAACUAGCUAAUGUUUCGCUCUUGCGCAUCUGUGUUCGCGCUCGUGCAUGAUUGCGCGUCCACGUAUUUGGAAUGGGUGGAGUCAGAGUUGAAGAAGAGGGGGUAGGACCAUUUGAGUUGUGUAUUUUCAAAAUCUGCUGGCGUUUCGCAAAUCCCAUACCCAACCUUUAAUCAAAGCACUUCUUCUUGAAUAACUUGUACUGUAUUGCCAACCACUAAAAAUCCGAGAUCAAUAGCUGCCUUUGAUUUGUAAUUGUAUACAUACACACAAAUUAAUAGAUUUAUGGUGUGUAAUAAAAAACUUCUAAUAAAAGUUGCUGUUGCAAUAUG